UGUGUUCACUCGUCUCAGUUCUGCAGCGAAUUGAGAAGGGACCAGUCUCCGUGAUUUGCACUCCAUCUACUGGAUUUCAUGCACAGAACCCUCAAUUAAAGGCGUUUCGAAAAGGAGGUCCAGAUACAACCUGGGAAAAAAAUACAACUGUCAAGACCCAAAAGGAGUCGUAUAUUUAUAUCUAAAUAAGAGAGAUGUGUUGAAUUUAUUGAUCAGGAUGGAGCCCUGGAGUGCUUUCACAUUGAAGUUUCCUGAUGGAGAAAUGAAGCAUAAAACAUCUCCGUGAAUCAUCUCUUGAAGCUUUGGAGAAACUUCUUGCAUGGAGCUGGCUAGAUAACAGUUAGCCGGCUAGCUGACUAGCCUCCAGCGCUAACUGGUGGACUUUCUGGAUAGCAUGGAUAUUCAUUUUAGUCAAGAUAACCCGAAAGAAGAAAGGGUUUUAUUUUAAAGGACAUUUUAAAACAGUUUAUUGACCUUUUUUUGGCGUUUUAAUACCGAGGAUAAAACGUGUUCACGUUGCUAGUUGAGUCGCUGGUAGGUGUAACGCUGUAACUGUUCAUGUCGCGCGCCUGGAGACUUUACAUAGGUCCUUUAUUUCUUUAUAUUUCAUUCAACAUUUUUAUCAAAUAACAUCUCCAGAGUUUAGAUAACAUCUCUGGACUGUUUCUGUAUAAACAAUGGGCUCGUUAAAAGCCCUCCAGGAGUGGUGUCGAGUGCAGUGUGAGGGCUAUAACGAUGUGGACAUUAGGAACAUGGCAGCGUCCUUCAGGGAUGGACUCGCUUUCUGUGCUCUAAUACACAAACACAGGCCUGAUUUAAUAGACUUCGACUCCCUCUCCAAAGAAAAUGUCUACGAAAACAACCAGCUGGCGUUUGAGUUGGCAGAGACAGAGCUUGGUAUUCCAGCCCUGUUAGACGCAGAAGACAUGGUGUCUAUGAAAGUGCCUGAUCGUCUCAGUAUCAUCACCUACGUCUCACAGUACUACAACUUCUUUACAAACAAAUCUCAAGCUAAUCCCCCCUGUAUGAAGAGACCGGGCAGUUCAGGUCAUAUAGAACCAGCAAUAAAGAAACCACCAACACCUCUAGAAGACAAAACCACAACAUCUGAGUCGAACGCAGACAGCCAAUCAAAACGCAGCAAUCUGAGCAGUACAUGUGCAGCCUGCGAGAAACACGUUCAUCUGGUGCAAAGGUUCCUCGUCGAUGGCAAACUUUACCACCGUAACUGUUUCAGGUGUAUGGAAUGCAGCAGCACUUUAUUGCCUGGCUCUUACAAACUCGUAGGAGAUGCCGGAUCGCUGGUCUGCACGCACCACUUUGCCAGGAUACCUGGCACCCAGAACGGUCGUUCUGAUCUGAGCAAGCAGAUUAGCCCGGUAUCACCAGGCGCCAGCCCUGAAUCUCCUCCUAGCGGGGGAAGUUUGGAAAAAACCCUGCCAGAUUAUUCCGAUGCCAACGAACACACUGCUGCGGAUGAUAAAUCACGCGAAACACACUCUCCAGAGAGAGAGAGCUGGCAAAAGGAAAAGGGAGGGGAGAAGAUAAAAGAGGAACUGCAGGAUAGCGCGAGAGAACAGCUAGAACGCCGCACUCCCAGUCCACCAAAUCCUUUUGAUGAAUCUGAUGAAGAGGAACUAAAGGAGGAAGAGCAGCCAAAGCCAGCUACAGAAGUCACUAAUGGCGAUCGUCCCCCAACCCCAGUAAGGAGCACCACAGGAGGGAAUCGACCAGUCCCUGCCCCAAGAAAAGUGUCUGACCCUUGCCCUAGUCCUCGUCCUGUACCAAGGCCCCGCCCACCAAGGCCUCUGCAGACUCCAGCAGUCAGUGAAAAUGCAGGUGAUCGGAGACCAGUUCCACGUGAAAGAUCCCAGUCACCUGCAAGCUCCAUUAAAUCCAGUGACUCUUCCAAACCCAAAGACCCUCCCUGGCUGGCUCUUGUCAAACAAGAGUCCAAGAAAAAGUUGGCUCCUCCUCCUCCCAGACCUGUAGUUGCUCCUCAGUUCUCUACAUCGACUCCUGCCAAAAUCGAGGAGCAAACUCGGCCAGCCGCGCCCCCUAAUCCUUUUGAUGAUGAAAACGGCGAGGAGGCGGAAACCGAAUACUCAGAAGCACCGGUCCCGUCCUCUGUGGUUGCAGUCCAUCCUUGGUAUGGGAUUUCUCCGACUGCUGAAGUCGAGAGCCCCGCCCACUCAGAGAAUCCAAGAAGUGGGCGGAGUAAAAAAAGGCCAGCUCCCCGAGUCCCAAAAUCUGUCCCUACAGCACUUCCUUCUUCUCAGUCUUCCUCUGCCUGUCCCUCUCCAGCUCUGAGCACUGAGAGCCUCUCAUCCUCUUCAUCAGAACAUGGCUUCCCCCGUACCGCUGCCCCUGCAGUUUCCCAACGGCCGUCCUGUACUGAACAAGAGCAUGUGUUCACCAAAAGCGUGUCAGAACCAUCUAUCAGCAGUCCUGGCUCCUCCCCUUCAGCUCUUUCAUCUGAACCUAAGUCGCAUAUCUCACCUAGUCCAUCUCCCUCACAGCCCCACAGUAAUACUUGCUCGGCGCCGGCGACGCCAGAGACAAACAGAAGUGCAGGAAGCAAGGUGAUGAGACCACCUCCUCCCCGCCCACCCGCUGCUCCAAGUCCUCUGAUUGGCUCUCCUUCUUCACAGCAAAACACGCCCAAUAAGCGGGUAAAUCCUUUCAAUCGAAAAGCCUCCUCAACAGUCACCUCCCCACAGUCCAGACCCCCCAAAGGCUCUCGACCUGCACGCCCUCCUGCUCCGGGACACGGCUUCCCUCUUAUCAAGCGCAAGGUGCAGUCAGAUCAGUACAUCCCUGUUGAGGACAUCCAUGUCGAGAUGGUGACACUUGAAAAGCAGCUGGAUGAGCUGGAGCAGAGAGGAGUGGAGCUGGAGCAGAAACUCAGAGGCUGCUCUAACGAGGAAGAGGAGGAGCGGCUGCUGGUGGACUGGUUCACUCUGAUUCACGAGAAACAUUUACUGGUACGCCGAGAAGCAGAGCUGGUGUACACGGUGAAGCAGCAGAAUCUGGAAGAAAGGCAAGCCGACGUAGAAUAUGAGCUCAGGUGUCUUCUCAACAAACCAGAGAAAGAGUGGAACGACGAGGAUCGUGAUCGAGAGAAGCAGCUGAUGGACGAGUUGGUGACCAUCAUUGAGCAGAGGAACCAAAUCAUCAACAGCAUGGAUCAGGACAGACAGAGGGAAGAGGAGGAGGACAAGCUAGUGGCUGCCAUGUUAAAGAAAAAAGAGUUUCAUGGUGAGAGCGAGCACAAGAAGAAGGCUGCCAAGUUUAAACCCAUGAAGGUGUUGAAAAGGCUGAGCACUAAAGGCGACGUUGCAAAGAGCCCGAGCCCACGUAAAGAGAAAAGCUGAGCACGAUAACUGAAUGGACCAUAUGAGUUCCAAGAGCUCUGUGAUGAGCUCUUAUUAGAACUCCCCUUUCUACAUCAGUUUAACGGUAUUAGUUCAGGACAAAGACAAGCUAUUAUAGAGAAAACGCCAGAACGGAAAAAAACAGCAAGAACAGUUAAAAUGGUAUGAACGGUUUUAUUUGCUCAUUCAUGGAUUUCAGGUACUAAUCUCUGAGUGUUAGGGGUGCUGUGUAAAUCUGCUCUACUCAUAUGUCUAUCUAUAGUUUGGGGGGAAAAAAAAAAGGUUUGGAGAAUAGAAGGAACACAGAAUCUGCAGACUUUUUAAAGUGCAAUGUGCUUACCAAGUGGUUUUCCUAGUAACAUGGGGUCGUAUUGACAGAGUGAUCAGAUUAAUGCGUCUCUAUAAUGUGCAUCACGAACCUGGAAAAAUCGGCAUGCAGUAAGCAAGGAGCAGGAAGAUUUCAUUAUUCAUGUUAAUAAUGCUUUUAUAGCACUUUUUAAAGCGUUUGCAGAUCUUGCUGUGUCCACUGUAGACCUAAACAAGCUAUUUCUUUACCAUGAAAAGAUUUGUUUUAAAUGUAGGAAUAUUUUAUCACCAUGAAUUAUUAACCUCAAUUGCUCACAUUUUUUUCGAAAGGAAGAAAAAAAAAAGCUAAAAGUUUUUAAUCCAUAUUCUUUGAAAUGCCUUCGAGCGCAAACGAGAGCGGACCGAGCAUCCGUCUAAAAUUGUACUGUUGUGUAAUGUAUUUAUAAAGAAAAUCUAAAUGUAGAACGUGUGCGCGUCUUGAUACAGACGCAGACUUUUCAGCUCGUCAUUUGUCUACUUUUGUGUUCGUAUUCUCGUUCUUAUAUAAUGCGCUUUUAUUUCUUUUGUCGCAUAAGUGUGGAAACAUGCAAACAUUAUUUUGGGCGGUAAAACGAACGAAAAGGAUCUGAUUUUUAUGUCUCAGUAAAAUGGUUUCUCAUUCAAGCAAACAAAACAAUGACCUGAAAUCAUGUAUAGUCCAUGAUUAAUAAAUAGGCAGUACUGAUAA
Messenger RNA from Silurus meridionalis, 4407 nucleotides. It is a transcript of the gene micall1a, whose product is annotated as MICAL-like 1a. The record is from RefSeq and is a predicted model, not a curated record. The transcript has 16 exons. Bases 678 to 3374 code for a protein of 898 amino acids. Gene Ontology annotation, molecular function: protein binding. Lineage: Eukaryota; Metazoa; Chordata; Actinopteri; Siluriformes; Siluridae.